Messenger RNA from Sinocyclocheilus grahami, 1521 nucleotides. RefSeq names its product melanin-concentrating hormone receptor 1a (gene mchr1a). Gene Ontology annotation, biological process: neuropeptide signaling pathway. The record is from RefSeq and is a predicted model, not a curated record. NCBI's taxonomy places the organism in Eukaryota, Metazoa, Chordata, Actinopteri, Cypriniformes, Cyprinidae. Gene Ontology annotation, molecular function: neuropeptide binding; melanin-concentrating hormone receptor activity. Bases 31 to 1092 code for a protein of 353 amino acids. Gene Ontology annotation, cellular component: plasma membrane; neuron projection. The transcript is spliced from 2 exons.
CAUUUCCACAUUUCUUUCACAAUUGUUAACAUGGAUAUUUCUCAAGACUCUGAAAACUCAUCUCUGCUUCUCUCUAACUCGUCGGGACAUAUACAAGCGACCAUGAGGGACCAGUAUGGAAAUGCCAUCUUGCCCAGUGUUUUUGGGACCAUAUGUUUUUUUGGCAUCACUGGAAAUUCUAUUGUCAUCUACACCAUCAUUAAAAAGACAAAAUGCCAGGCUAAACAAACGGUACCAGACAUUUUCAUAUUCAAUCUCUCUAUUGUGGAUUUGCUUUUCCUCCUCGGCAUGCCCUUUCUCAUUCAUCAGCUCAUGGGAAACGGAUCUUGGUGUUUUGGAGCCACUAUGUGCAAAGUCAUCUCUGCCCUAGAUUCGAACAGCCAGACCGUGAGCACCUACAUCCUCACAGUUAUGACCUUGGACCGUUAUGUGGCUACUGUUCACCCAUUCCGCUUUAACCACGUCCGGACAACCUGUGUCGCCAGUUGUGUGGUGGGAAUGGUGUGGGUGCUUUCUCUCAUCUCAAUUACUCCCGUUUUAAUGUACACUGGCUUGAUGCCUCUCCACAACGGCCAGGUGGGAUGUGCUCUCCUGCUACCGAAUCCAUCCAUCAACGUCUGCUGGUUCACUAUCUAUCAGUUUGUGCUGGCAUUCGCCCUUCCGCUCAUGAUUAUCUUUGUGGUGUUUUUUAAAAUCUUGAAGCACGUGUCUACCACAGUGGCUCCUCUGCCCCCAAGGAACCAACAAGUGCGCACUAAAAGUGUGACUCGGAUGGCUGUGGCCAUCUGUUUGGCCUUUUUCAUCUGUUGGGCUCCGUACUACAUCCUUCAGCUUGUCCAUCUGGGAAUACAGAAACCCAGUGCCUCGUUUUAUUAUGUCUAUCACGUUGCCAUUAGCAUGGGUUACACUAACAGCUGCAUUAAUCCUUUUCUUUAUAUUAUUCUGAGUAAGACCUUUAAAAGGCAGUUUAUAGUGGCCAUCCAGCCUGCACACAACCACUUUCGGGUCAACCCGAGUAGCACGGAGGCCACUGUGUCCCUCCGUCUGGCUGCUGACUGCCAAAGACAUUUACCUGUUAACACCUCAGAGUAAUAUACUAAUUUUUUUUUUCCUUAAAACAUCCUAAUUGAAGAAUUGAUCAACCUGAUAAAAAAAAAUUAAGGAUUCAAAAAAUAAAAAGGAAAAAACAAAGUGAUGGAACAAUAGAUCAACAUUUUGUCAUCUCUGUGUGUGUAUUUGCAUUUGCAUUGUGUAUUACACAAUUCCUUAAUGAUGACCAUGUAUACUAGGGGGAAAAAACUGUAAAUAUAAAUAUGUGAACUUUGUAUCAUUUUAUUUGAUCCCCUGAAAUAUUACUGUAAUUUAUGUAAACUGUGUGUGUGUGUUUUAGUGGAACAGGAAACAAUUUAGCAGUAAGUGUUGAGUAUUGUUAAUGUGCUUGAAAUUUUAUUUUGUGGACUGUUGUUUUGGCAGACACUCUUGAUACUGUAUAUAGAAAACUCAAAAGCCAGUGUUUUUCAA